Molecule: messenger RNA, 4894 nt
Organism: Entelurus aequoreus (snake pipefish)
Lineage: Eukaryota; Metazoa; Chordata; Actinopteri; Syngnathiformes; Syngnathidae
Gene: bahd1
Product: bromo adjacent homology domain containing 1
Exons: 7
Coding region: 516-3005 (829 amino acids)
Molecular function (GO): chromatin binding
Source: RefSeq, a predicted model, not a curated record
AGGUCACCGCUCGCCGAUUUGUUCACCGUGUCUUCGGCUACUGCUCGCAGAUAGCUCCGCGGCUUGACACGAGCAGCCCGACCGAAGCGAAACUAACCAGCAGCGAUUUGGGGGAAAAAAGGGGGAGUUAAGUGUGUGUGCGUGCGUGCGUGCGUGUAUGUAUGUGUGUGGGUGGGGGUCUAGUUUUAAAAUCCCGAUGGGACACGGAAGCUACACGAUGAACCGCGGCGGAGAUGAUCGCUCCCGAAGCUUCUCCCAAACUCGUCCGUGAUUUGACGCUCCCGUGCGGACUGCUCGGAACCCCUGCGAUGGAUUGAUCGAUUAUCGGGUGUUUUGGAGUCCUUUUUUUCUUUUUUUCACUUCGGAUCUCGGCGCUCCUGCCCCAGCAUGCUGUCACACUGACCGCGGCCAAAGACUGGAUGGCCUCAGUUGAUGAUCCAUGAUGAUUCCUGUUGAUGGGCCGCUCUGAGCUCCAACCACUGUCAUAGACGAAGUAUCUGCUCCAGGACGAGACCAUGGUGAAAGAUCAGCAAAACCAGCAGGCGAUAGGUGGGAAGUCCCACAGGGAAAAGAGAAGUGGAAUGAGAAAAAGCAAAGAGAGAAUGGAGGAGCAGAGAGGAAAGAAGCAGGGGAUGUCACACCGAUUUAGGAAGAAGACAUUGGCGGGGAGCAUGGGAGAUGCACUGGAUUGUUGUGUCCUGCUCACCCGUUUGGAGGAGAAAGGAGUUUUGGGUAAGGACUUGAGGAAAACUUGCAAAGAACCAAGCAGGCAAGUCAAAAAGAAGCAGGACUCCUCUGAAAGCAGGACCAAAUGUCACAAGUUGAAAAAAUCAGCUUCUCAACAAGCACUGGAACCAAAAAGUGGCAAAUCUGAAGCCUUACUCACGUGGCCCCCUCUUGUUACUGAGCCACGCAGGAGGAGAAUGGCCUCUCUUAAUGCAGAGGCCGUCAACAGCUUGCUGCUCUACAGGGCCGAUUCAUUUGCAUCCAAUCCCACUAAGAAAGGGCAGCCUUCAAAUGAAGCUCUGCCUAAAGGUGAGAGGAAAUCUCAUGGAGCCAAAAAGGUUCUCCAGCGAGGGAAAACAGACUUCAAAGAUAGUAAUAAAAAACAGAAGCGGUCCACGGUGGACACUCCGCCAGUCGACUGGUUGAGUCUGUUUGCCCCGACCCCUCGGCGUCAGGCAGGCCUCACCGCUGCGACACUGCUUAAACUCACCAGUUCCCUCUAUGGAAACAAGCGGCAAAAGAAGCAGGAGUCCAAGCCUGUGAGCGAAAGUAAGGCUAAGGAUUCAACUCAGGAUGAGAUUAGCGGUAAGCCUUUAAGUGGAGCAACACCGCAGACCAAAAGAAGAACAAAUCCAAAACACAAUGAGCAGCUAAAGCACAUUAAACAGGGUAAAGAGGAUCCAGUUCAUUCCCAACCAGGCUCUCCUGUCCAGGGAUGUUGUAGUCUCUGUAAAACGGGGGCUUUGGACCCAGAGUGGAAGUCAGGUGGACAAGAGUGUUUAAAGACACGCCACUGUGGCUCCACGCUAGGAUUCUCCUUAAAAACAAUCAAAGAAGAGCAGGAGGUGUCAACCUGCUAUUGCUGUACGCAAGAGAGGUGCGUUGAGUACUGUCACAGACUGGCCCUCUUCCUCAAAGAUAAGACCAUCAAAGAGCCGGACGACCAAGGCUCAGUCUCUGAGGUGUUCCAUCACCAUCACCACCACCACCACCACCAUCAUCACCACCACCACCUCCAGACCAGCCACCCGGCAGCCAUAACCAUCACGCCGCACACGUACACCUGUUUCCCCAGCUACUGCGUUCACUUUCGCCACCCGGACUCCUCGCCAUCGUCCAUGACACCCCUCGCUUUAUGUCCAAAGAGCAGCAAAAGACCCAAACUGCUGCCCAGCUCCGGCACACCCCCCUCAGGGAUAUCUCAUUCAGUCUACUGCUGCACCUCUGUGGAAGCGUGCUAUGAAGAGCCCUGCAGGAUCAAUGGCUAUUCCGCUUACGGCAGUGUCAUUCCGGCCAUUUCCAGAGGAGGUUGCAGCAAAUGCACCCAUGGCAUUAACAGAGAUGCCUACUCAUCAACCCUCAAUGACCAUCACAGCCUGUCCUCCAUCCCCAUCUGUCCCAGCCCAAGAAUCCGCACUGGCUGCCCCAUUCCCACUGUGCCUCCAGCCGGCCAAUCAGUGCCCCCGGUUCAGACUCCGUUGUCCGACCCGAGCCAACCGCAGCAGCCCCCCCUGAAUGUGGCCAGGGAGUGUCCGCAGAGUGCCAAGCCGCCCAGCGGGUCCAGGUCCGGCGCACGCAGCAGCGGCGGCAUCAGCCCGGUUGUGUUCCCACUCCAAAAGGAAAAGAAACAGAAGCUCGGUUCUGCCGGCGCCAGACGACAAGCGGUUGCUAAGCAGCCAAAGAACUGCCGCCAAAAGAGUACCAACGGCUGGCGACCAGUCGGCCUCCCCUUUGAAAAUGACGUUUUCUGUCUGGGAGAGGACACUCUGGUGCCAAGGAAGUGCUUUCAAGGAGUCCAGAGGGACAGAGAGCUGAUUCGGGUCAGGGACACUGUCCUGUUGAAAUCUGGACCAAGGAAAAAGUCCCUGCCUUAUGUGGCUAAGAUCUCAGCUCUGUGGGAGGAGCCUGAGACAGGAGAGUUGAUGAUGAGUUUGUUUUGGUACUACCGUCCAGAACACACACAGGGGGGUCGCAAUCCUAAUGUGCAUUGUCAGAAUGAGAUCUUUGCGUCUCGUCACCAGGAUGUGAACAGUGUUGCCUGUAUUGAAGACAAAUGCUUUGUCCUAACACUGGCACAGUAUUGUCGAUUUUGUGCCUUGGUAAAACGCCGAGGGGAGGGCGUACCCGACAGCGCCGCCUCUCUUCUGGUGCCGCCCAUCGUCGGCCCCGCCACACCCCGCCACCGCUGCGUGCCCGACGACGUCGAUCCGGAGCUGGUGUUUUUCUGUCGGCAUGUCUACGACUUCCGCUACGGACGCCUCCUCAAGAACCUGCAGUAGUGUCCGACAAAGGAAACGACACAUCCAACACGCUACUUACUACCAGAGACGUUACCUAAGGUCACGUCGCUAAUACUUUAAUUAGCGCCCAAGACUAGCUGCCUGCUGAGGUUGAAGGAUUGCAAGAUUAUUUUGUUUUCACACAGACGCACACUUAUGAAGUAAGGUCUGACAUAUUGUAAUGUUGAAUCAUACAUGACUUCCUGGUAACGCUGCUGUGGUACUUUCUCCUGCGGUUCUUAGUAAUACGCCGUUUGACGGGCAAACAGACAGGAGAGUAUAUGAGGAGAACGCAAUAUGUGCUUACUUACUAAAGAUGCAAAAAAUUAAGUGCCCCCUUAAAUUACUUUUUCCCUGUUGUCCACUUAAGAGGACUUGCUGAUGGACAACAUCUGGCAACCAGUAGAUGUACUUUUAUAAAUGACUCGAUCAUUUUCAAUAAAAUAAAUUAAGUUAAUAAGCUAAUAUAAUUUUUUUUUUUUUUUAAUUACCCUGUGGUUGGUCCAGGGUGUGACCCGCCACUCGCUCAGCGUCAGCUCGGAUAGGCUCCAGUUUACUCUAAUAAGGGGGGGGAUCUUAGCAUAUACAACUGCAACAAUAGACUCAAAAUGGUAAAUGGGUGACCUACUUACAGAAGCCACAAAAAAGGCUGUUACUAAAAACAAUGGCUUUUGAAACACAUUUAGUAACGGUAACGAAGAAAAUGUUUUUAGCAGAUGUUUACUUGACAGACCAUUGGAGGUAGAGUCGUCCCUCGCCACAUCAAAUUGUCGGGUUUUUUUUAAGCAUGUUCGACAUUUUUUACCUUAAAUUAGGCAUUUUCAAGCAUAGAAACAGCAAAGUGGAGUAAUAAUAUCAAUACUACAGUAGUAUUGGUCACUAAACUAAUCAGAGCAUGCUGUUCAGUAUGGUGGCUAAUGAUUGGCUCAGCCUCCCCCAGCAUCACUACAGUAUAUUAGAUUAAAGGGUGUUAUUUGGUGUCUAGAGGGCUCUCAUAAUGUUAAAAAACAUACAGUAUUUAAAAGGUCGUAAACAGUUUUUUUAUGCUUUCUACUUUGUGGAAAUGAAUUUGUCGCGGUCAUGUCCGGAACCAAUGAACAGCGAUAAAUGAGAGGCGACUAUACUACAUUUUCCUAGAAGUGACACGUAGCUUCACGUAGUUAGUGACCAGGUAAAAUAUGUUCCCUCCAAAAUCCAACUGAGUUGCUUUGCAAAGUGAAAAACCAAGCAGAGGGACUUAGAAUGCAGACUAUAUCCUACUCUGUGGCGGCGUCAUGGCGGAGUGUAUAUUUGCGUUUUGUCAGUCGCCUGUAUUCUUUCGCUGUGAGUAAGUAGACGAUGUAUUCGCUGGUAGCAUUUAGACGGCGGUGAUGAUGCAUUCCUCCAUCUUUGAAGAGAAGAUAACAUAUUUAUUUCUGUACGAAGAAAAUCUAUAAUUUAUUUUCAAAAGAAAGACUUGUAGACUAGUUAGUCUCUGGUUUUAGCUGCACUGUUUGCAAUAUUGGUGUUUGUGUGACUGAUGAGACCUUGUGGUGAUCUAUUCAAGUCCUCCCGGCAGGUUUCAUCAUAGUUUAAAGUCAUCUGCUUGAUCACAGGAAGUAGUUUGAUUUAUUCUUUUUCUUCACCUUCUCUGCUUUGCCUCCCCAUUUUUUACUACAGACAAUGAUUUGUGCCCUUCAGCUUGCUGCCUUAUAGAACAUUCCCAGACUUUUAUUUGGAAAUAUGUUUGCUUUAUGAGGUUUUAGAUCAUACAAACACACACACACACACACACACACACACACACACACACACACACACACACACACACACACACACACACACACACACACACACACACACACACACACACACACACACACACACACACACACACACACACACACACA